Bombina bombina (fire-bellied toad) is the source of this 2225-nucleotide messenger RNA. It is a transcript of the gene PAK1, whose product is annotated as p21 (RAC1) activated kinase 1. Gene Ontology annotation, molecular function: ATP binding; protein serine/threonine kinase activity. Lineage: Eukaryota; Metazoa; Chordata; Amphibia; Anura; Bombinatoridae. The record is from RefSeq and is a predicted model, not a curated record. Gene Ontology annotation, biological process: regulation of MAPK cascade; protein phosphorylation; intracellular signal transduction. Gene Ontology annotation, cellular component: cytoplasm.
GGGCGUGGCUUUGUCGGCUCUGGUGUGUUAGUCCGUGUGGGAGCUGAGUCGUGGUGGUUACUGUGUGAGAGGGCAGCGGCACCUGACAGUGCAGACGUGGGAGGCGUAGUGACGGGACCAGCUAGCAGAACCGUGUGUCUGUACCAGGGGUGGGAUUUCUAAAGAUGUCCGACAAUGCCCUAGAGAUAGAAGACAAGCCCCCAGCUCCACCCAUGAGGAUCACGAGCACACUGAUUGGAACCAGCAUCAAUAACUGCAGUACAUUAAACCAUGGGUCCAAACCACUGCCUCCUAAUCCUGAUGAAAAGAAGAAGAAAAAGAAGGCAUUUUUCCCAGAGAAAAAGCCGAGGAAGAUUGAGAUUUCACUACCCUUGCACUUUGAGCACACCAUUCAUGUUGGCUUCAAUGUCGUCACCGGAGAGUUUACCGGAAUGCCCGAGCAGUGGGCCAGACUUCUGCAAACCUCAAACAUCACCAUAUCUGAACAGAAGAAGAACCCUCAGGCCGUAUUGGAUGUGCUGGAGUUUUACAACUCGAAGAAAACGUCUAACAGCCAGAAGUAUAUGAGCUUCACAGAUGACUCUCUAGAGGUGCAUAAUUCCACAAAUUCAAAAUCCAUAUCGGAGAUUCCUGCUGUGCCGCCAGUGUCAGAAGAUGACGAUGAUGAGGAGAAGACGAGGGCUGCCCCACCUCCUGUUGUCUUACCCCGCCCAGAACACACUAAGUCUACACACCGCUCUGUCUUUGAACCACUGCCCCCUCCUCCCCCUACAAAAGAAGUGGUACCUUCGCCAGGUUACCGAGUCUUCGGAGACGGAUCAGUGUCAGCAGAAGCAGCUGCAAAGAAUGCAGAAAAGACCAAGAAAAAAGCAAAAAUGUCUGAUGAGGAAAUCCUUGAGAAACUCCGUAGUAUAGUGAGUGUGGGAGACCCAAAGAAAAAAUACACACGGUUUGAGAAAAUUGGACAAGGGGCAUCUGGAACAGUGUAUAUUGCUGUAGAUAUAGCUACUGGCCAAGAGGUUGCAAUCAAGCAAAUGAAUCUUCAGCAACAGCCAAAGAAAGAACUAAUCAUCAAUGAAAUCCUUGUUAUGAGGGAAAACAAGAACCCAAACAUUGUAAAUUACCUAGACAGUUACUUGGUUGGGGAAGAGCUUUGGGUGGUGAUGGAGUAUUUGGCCGGUGGAUCCCUUACUGAUGUUGUGACAGAGACCUGUAUGGAUGAAGCACAAAUAGCCGCUGUGUGCAGAGAGUGUCUUCAGGCCUUGGAGUUCCUGCACUCAAACCAAGUUAUUCAUCGGGACAUAAAGAGCGACAAUAUCCUGCUCGGGAUGGACGGCUCUGUGAAAUUAACUGAUUUUGGAUUUUGUGCGCAAAUAACUCCAGAGCAAAGUAAACGAAGCACAAUGGUUGGCACGCCCUACUGGAUGGCUCCCGAAGUGGUGACCCGCAAAGCGUACGGUCCUAAAGUGGACAUUUGGUCUCUUGGAAUAAUGGCAAUUGAGAUGGUGGAAGGGGAACCUCCGUAUUUGAAUGAAAACCCUCUUAGGGCACUUUACCUUAUUGCUACAAAUGGUACACCAGAACUUCAGCACCCAGAGAAGCUGUCUGUCACGUUUAGAGAAUUCCUUAACCAGUGUCUUGAGAUGGACGUAGAAAAGAGAGGCUCGGCCAGAGAUUUACUCGAGCACCCGUUCCUGAAGAUUUCCAAACCUCUGUCAAGUUUAACUCCUCUAAUAAAUGCAGCCAAAGAAGCUGCAAAAAGCAACCACUGAGUGGAAAAAACAUCACUGGAGGACUUUUCAACAAGUGCUAAUUGUAAUAAGGAUUUAUUAUUCAGCCUUUUAUCCCUGGAGUCUUCAGGCUGCUGGUCACCUGGAAGCUAAAGCACAGAUACUACUGGUCUUAAUCCGUUCGUUUGUUCAUGCACAAUAAGGGGCUACUUUGGACCUCUGCAGAAAGAACUGAACAUGAUUGAUAUGUAGCAAACAGCCUUUUGUUUAAGUCUACUUGUGUAUUUUUUUUAUGAUUUGGAGCCUUGGCCAUGUUAAUCUGAAUAAAUUAAAUCUCUUUGUUAUUGGAUUCUCAAUAUGCCCUGUUCCAUGAGAGUUUUCACAUGACAUUGCAACUUUGUAUUUUUGGAAUACUGCGUUCUCUGCAGGCUGGUUCCAGUGUUCUGAAACUUCAACAUUUGUAGUAGUGAUGUUAAUAAACUUUUUAAUCCAUCA